This is a messenger RNA of Eufriesea mexicana, 1112 nucleotides long. RefSeq lists its product as uncharacterized. The coding region runs from base 57 to 1112 and encodes 351 amino acids. The transcript has 3 exons. The record is from RefSeq and is a predicted model, not a curated record. Lineage: Eukaryota; Metazoa; Arthropoda; Insecta; Hymenoptera; Apidae.
UUUAUCAUAUUUUAUGAAAAAAGCUGCAACAGUUGAAAGCGUUGAGAAAUAGAAAAAUGUCCGAAAGCAAAGCAAAACCGGCAUCACCAAUACCGCCGGCUGCUUCUACGCAAUGUUCUAAUGGCUUAACAGAUACACGGUGCCCGGCACUCCAAGUGACGCCACGAAUGUUGCGAUCGCCGAGUCAUGAAAGUGUAACGACUGAUCUCUCUCUAUUUAGUGUCUCUUCGAUAGCAAGCGAGCUGCGAGGGGUUAAUAGACUCGUUACUUUCAAAUCGUAUACCGAUGUACAUCUUGCUGGUCGUGGCCCAUCACCGAAACCCGAUUCUCGUCAGGUUCAAAGCAACAGGCCAGCUCAUAUACCAGAAAUUCUUUGGUUCGAGGAAGAGAAUGAAUUGAUUCGUAGCUGUGGAGUACUUUCUUCGGCACUUGGUCUUCGUAAAAGCUUUAGCACGAGUGACGUAUCUCAACUGCCAAGUCCAGAUAUACUAGGCGCAAAUGGGCUGCGAUCAACUGUGUCCACUUUGGCUCUCAACACUGCCCAAAGGAACACUUUGCUUUUGGAACAUACACGACUCGACCAUGCAUCGAGGUCCUGUAGUACAUGGGUUGCUGUUGGUGAACCAAUAGCAAAUACGUCGCAACUUCCUAGUCCUCAUGGCGGAGCUACGCAAGAACAAUACCAACAACAAACAUCCAGCUGUCAAUCAACCCAACAACCUGCUACUACAUCACAUCCACCUAUACCAUUCACGGGAGCUGAUUUUGUUAGAUCCGUGAACAAGAAAGUUCGGCAAAAUUAUAUACGACGAAGAUUGUUAACAACAUAUCGUGCUUUGGAGCGGCUUUCGCAAAGCGAAUUCAAUUUAGAUCAAUUAGAAGUUGUAGCUAGUGCAGCACAAACAACUUCUGGAACUACGUUACUGGUUCCCGGGGCAGCAGAUACUGCGGGAUCUUCGCUAUUGGGACAAAAGGAACGAAAUCACGCUUUAACCAUUAAAGAGGUUGAAAGAGAACGCGGAAAUCAAUUAUCCAAAUAUGAGAGAAAUAUGAUGAUUUUUAACUGGCUACAUACUCUCGAUGAUACCGCUAUCGUUGACAGCAUAGAAUAA